Molecule: messenger RNA, 3087 nt
Organism: Meyerozyma guilliermondii ATCC 6260
Lineage: Eukaryota; Fungi; Ascomycota; Pichiomycetes; Serinales; Debaryomycetaceae
Exons: 1
Coding region: 1-3087 (1028 amino acids)
Biological process (GO): regulation of DNA-templated transcription; chromatin remodeling; DNA-templated transcription
Cellular component (GO): HIR complex; nucleus
Molecular function (GO): nucleosome binding; protein binding
Source: RefSeq, a predicted model, not a curated record
AUGUCUCAUAGCGGUCGCUGGUGCUUCUUGUUGUUCAUGAAAGCCAUCGUUUUCCCGACGCUAUUACAUGCGGGGGAAGUUCACACGACAGACAUAAGUCUGGAUGGUGCCCUCGUCCUAACUGGUGGCUCCGAUGGUGCAGUUAGUGUAUACAACUAUGCCGAUUUUAUGGCCUUUGACAUGUCGAAAACUUGCUCAUUGACUCCAGCUAAAACAAUUGAGCUUGACUCUACUGUGACCGUGGGCCGUUUUUGCCCAACUGAGCCCACCAUAAUGGCUGUGGGAACAACUCACGGCAGCAUAUACUUGGUGGGUGAAAAUACUCUCGAAUGCAUUUUUCCAUUGAGUAAAUGGAACGUCGCACAAUCCACCGACAAAAUAAACAUUGACCAUAGUUCCGAAGCUCCCAAUGACAAAUCUCCUAAGAUAAACCACGAUACUGAGAAAUUGGCCCUGCACAGCUCAGAAAAAACUCUAGAAAUAACCAACUCGACCGACAAAACUGAAAAAUCUCCACCCCGCAAACCAAGCCACCGGUCAAUAUCUACUCCCAACAUUCUAGACGUCGCUUGGUCACCGGAUGGACGCCUUAUAGCAUGGAUUUCGGCGUUUGAAGUCCAUAUUCAUGACCGCUCGAAAAACACUUAUCAGACUCUCAUCAGCUCAAAGCCCAACUCUUCUCCGCGAAGUAUCGCUUUUGACCCCACAUCCAGUUUUUUUGUAUGCCUUGGAGAUGAUACCGUGAUCGACAUCUACCGGUAUCACUACAAAGACGACAUGUAUCAGUUCAAGCAUUUCACAACGAAUUCAAGAAUGGCCAAUGCAGUGCCCAAUAUAGUCGACUACCGACGAAUUUCCUGGUCUCCUGAUGGUGAAUAUGUAUCUGUGCCUACAGCAAGCAAAGGCCAAACAUCGUUGGUAUCUCUAAUUUCCCGCUCAUCUCAGUGGUCAACCAAGGUUAGUCUUGUUGGUCAUGAUACUUGUUGCGAAGUGGUCCGCUUCAACCCUACCAUUUAUGCUUGGGAUGGUGGAGAAAAAAGUGAUUCACCUCCAGCUGAACAACCAAUGGUGCCCAACGCUCAACCUACAAACAAUGAAUCGAAUGACAGUACUGAACAAGACCGACCUCACUACGUUUACAAUAUCGUGGCCACGGCUGGCUCUGAUAUGACUUUGAGCAUUUGGAACACUAUAAAAGAAAAACCACUUUUAUUGCUCAAAGAUAUUGCCAAAAAACCAAUAUCUGACUUGGUGUGGCAUCCAAAUGGUCGAAGUUUACUCCAAUCGAGCAUGGAUGGCCAUGUCACAUUGUACAAUUUCGAGGAACAUGAAUUGGGAAACCCUGCUGAAGAAACUAUCAAAAACCAAUUGUUGGAGUUUUCCAAAAAAGUCAUCCAUCCUUUCGAGUAUUCUCAGCCAGUAGAAGGGACAAAAAAGACACCAGCUCCUGUUAUAAUAGACCAAAGGAAUGCCACCGAACAGAAUUUGAAACCCGACCAAGAACCAGAAAGUAUCACUGAAGAGCUUUCUACGACCGAAAAUAAAAGCAAAAAGGAGAAGCAAGUUCCGGAAGAUGAGGAUAUUCGUCCUGUGAUACUAGAGCCAUCAACAAGCACAGACACUUCUCAGCAUUCAUUUUCAAACGAUUCACCCAUCAUCAAACGUCCUAAGCUAACAAGUCGAGAACCUGCAAAAUUGCCAAAGCAAAAAAUUAGUACCAAAGAUGGCAAGAAAAGAAUUCAACCAAUGUUGAUUUCGCUGACAAACGGGAGUGGCAGUACCACACCAUUGAGUACAAAUGGCCAUGAUAUGUGGAACAACAAUAACACACCAUCGUUACCAAUGGAGUACGAAAAACCAUCAUAUGCUGUGGCAGAUUCUGUGUCCAGAAAACGACCCAAAAAUGACGAUUCGACUAAAAAGAAGAGAGAGUUAGAACCCAUCAAAUUUAUUGGUUCCCAGCUUCAAAAUCCCAACACAGCGUUUGCGGCUAUUCGUCUUGCUGUGCCAAAAGUACGGCUCUCGUUUCAAAUAGAACAAAACUCAUCUGCUUUCCUAGACGUCAAAAAUGGUUCUGGAAACGAAAGCACACCAACUCGUAUAACCUAUUUGAGAAAUGACCGGCAAUUGUGGACAGACUUUAUACCGAGAUAUAUUCUUCUAGCAACCAAAGGCACUAACUUUUGGGCCACUGCUACCGCCGAUGGAGAGAUAUACACCUACCUUCUCGAGUCUGGAAAGCGAAUUUUUCCACCUAUCGUUUUGGGCUCAGCUAUCUCAUUCCUCGAGAGCCAUGAACAGUUUUUGCUUGCCAUAACAUCGGUUGGUGAAUUGUAUGUGUGGGAUCUCAAUGAAAAGAAAAUUGUGUUACAUUCUCCCCAAUCCAUAAAGGCAUUGUUGGACUUGAGCUCAAAGUACGAAGAAGACGGGCUCUCAAAGUCAGAAAAUAUAACGAUGUGCUCCGUAACAUCGAAAGGAAUUCCACUUAUCACAUUGUCUAGUGGCUCUGGCUAUCUUUUCAAUAAUGAUUUGGGCGUGUGGCAUAUCGUUACAGAAUCGUGGUGGGCAUUUGGUUCACAUUAUUGGGACUCAUUGGCACAAAAUAGGAACCAGCCAGAUUCCAAACAGGAGGAGUCUAUAAUCGCAUUGCUUGAGCAAAAGACAAACGAAGAGAUUUUGCGCAGAUCACGAACCGGACGAGGCAAGUUCAUGAACAAAAUUUCUAAAAACAUGAUUAUGAAGGAAGGUUUUGAGAACCUUGAAAACUCCAUUUCUAUAAACCAUCUUGAAAACCGUAUGCUAGCAUCGGAAUUGUUAGGAGAGAAGAAUGACUUUCAUGCGUUCUUUCUUACCUACGUUAGGCGAAUCAGUGAGCUUGGUCUAAAGGCCCAAUUGCUCGGAAUUUGCAGUGAGCUUUAUGGACCCGAAGAUCUUAAACUGAAUGGAUGGAAACCGACAAUUUGUGAGUGGGAUAAACGAGCCUUGCUUAAGGAACUAGUUUUAACGUGCGCAAAAUACAGAAAUGUGCAACGGAUUUUGGUUCAUUACGCUGAAAAAAUAGGUGUGGUUGCCGAGAUGUACGGUUAA